GUGUCUUUGUGGGCAGUCAACCCGUCAUUCGGUUAGUCGGCAAGCCGGGGCAGCCAUUUGGCAGGGAUGGGUGAUCCAGCAACUCUGGUCGAGUCCGCCACCCCUUCUGUCGUCACGGCCGUCCCCACGGUGAUAGCCGGGGAAAUGCAGGACGGUACUAAAACCCAAGCAGCCAGUAAGAAUGGGAAGAAGUCAGACUCUGGGUCCAGCGGCAGCGGCAGCUUCUUCACCUGGUUCAUCGUCCUGGCCCUGCUGGGUGUCUGGACGUCCGUAGCCGUGGUCUACUUCGACCUGGUCGACUAUCAGGGAGUCCUCGACAAAGCUAAGGGCUUACAAAUUAACCUGUCUGAGGCCUUGCAAGGUAAACUGGUGGCAUACGAUACAGAUGGCGAUGGUGAUUUUGAUGUCGAGGAUGCUAAAGUUCUGCUAGGACUGAAAGAGAAAGCCGUCGUCGUCACUUCCCGUAGCGAAGAGGCCGCCGCCCCAGUGGAGACUUCUGCUCCUGAACCCACACCAGAAGCUGUUGUUGAGCCUGAUCCAGUGCCUGUGGAAGAUGUGAUCGAAGCUGCUGUAGCAGAGGAAAUUGCUGCUCCACCAGAGCCUGAACCUGAGGUAGCAGCUGAGCCUGAACCAGAACCUGAGGCUGAACCAGAGCCUGAACCAGAGCCUGAACCAGAACCAGAGCCAGUGGAGACUCCUGAGGUGAUUGAGGAGGAUCCAGAGGUGCUGGAGGAGGAGCUUCCUGCUGUAGAGGAGGAGGUUCCUGUGGAGGAGGCUCCUGUGGUGGAGGAUGCUCCAGUUGAGGAGGAGGAGGCAGCAGCUGAGGAGGUGGAGGAACCAGCAGAAGAGCAGGCUGUGGAGGAGGAGGCUGUUGAUGAAGCUGUGGAAGAGCUAGCAUCAGAGUUAGAGGCUGCGGUGGAGGAGGCUGCUGAGGAGGUGGCAGCAGCUGUAGAGAGCGAGGAGACCACAGAGGAGGCAGCUCCUGUAGAAGAAGCUGUCGAGGAGCCCGCUGAAGAGGAAGCAGCUCCCGCAGAAGAGGCCGUUGAGGAGCCCGCUGAAGAGGAGGCAGCUCCUGCAGAGGAGACUGUCGAGGAGCCCGCUGAAGAGGAAGCAGCUCCUGCAGAGGACGCCAUCGAGGAGCCCGCUGAAGAGGAGGCAGCACCUACAGAAGCUGAGGAGGAGGUAGCAGAAGAGGAGGAGGCAGCUGCUGAGGAGGAACCUGCUGAUGAGCCUGCUGUAGAGGAGGCAGCUGCUACAGAAGAAGAUGUAGCAGAAGAAGAGGAGGCAGCACCUUCAGAAGAGGCUGUAGAGGAGGUAGUAGAAGAAGAGGAGCAGGCACCACCUUCAGACGAACCUGCUGAGGAUUCUGCUGAAGAGGAGGCAGCUCCUGUAGAUGAAGCUGUGGAGGAGGUAGCAGAAGAGGAGGAGACAGCUCCUUCAGAAGAGGCAAUAGAGGAGGCCGCAGAAGCAACUCCAGAAGAAGCAGUGGAGGAGCAAACAGUACCAGUCACAGAGACAGAUGAAGAGGAGGUAGCACAAGAGGUAGAGGAGGCAGCAGAAGAAGCAGCAGAUUUUUUCGAGACAGAGGAACAGAUUCAGGAUGAGCCCACAGAAACGUAGAGGCUGCCGCGGUCGCCGUGGUGACGGAGCAGGGACCCACUGACGUUGCAUCAGCACCAUCUGAGCGUGCUCAGAACGAUGCAUCUCUCCACCUCCAGAGAAACGAUUGAGUUGUCAUGACAUCACUCGCCUCUCUCCCCCCCCAUCUUUCUCACCCUCCCUUUGUUUUCACCUUCCUGUUCAAUUCCUUUCAGUGUAAAUGAGUCGGAUAAUGGAUGAAUUGUUUACUAAUAUGGUACUCCUGUUUUUACCCUUCUCCUUCUUUUGUUCACCUUUUUUUUUUUUUUAUCUGAAGCAGAGCACCCAUUUCCAUUUUUGUUCAGGGUGGUUUAGUUCUGUGUGUCUGUGACCAGAUGUGAAGUCUAUGUGCUCUACUUGUACAACACGUCUACCCGAGUCUGUAUCUGCAAGAGCUGAAAAAGUUAAACCAGUCCGGAACUUUAUUUUGAAGUCUCUCAGUGAUGUAGUUUGGCUUCCUGGAGCCAAAUUGUGUUGCCAAGCAAAAUAAGGCCAGAGCUCAUAACUGAAAAGCCAUCCUUUGGCAGUUGCAAAACCGUCUCUGAGUUUAAAGGACUCCUGUCCACCUGGUGACUCAUCAGGUUCUGAAGCUUCACAGAUUCAAAACUCAGCUGGAGCAAAAAAACAAACUAGAAAUCUUUCUCUGAGCACCUUGGGUGGUGUUACCCAAUCCCUCCUUCUAACAGAAUCAGCUCUGUGGAGGCAAGAAAACAACAUUUCUACUUUUAGAAAUCAAAUCAGAGUUAAAUUUCUGUCCCUGUUUUGCAGUGUAACUUCAGAAUUUAGAACAUCAGCUUUAAAUUCAGCCGUUUGGUUCUGGUCUCAGUGUUGUAGAUUCUAUGCAAAACUGCCGCGAUGUCCCUCACCCCCUCCUCACCCCUCCUCACCCAGCCAGUUUAUUUACCACUCAGUAUGCGUCGACUCCAGGAUGAGCCAUAUGCUAGCACGUUCACAGAGAAAGCUGUGUGUGUGUGUGCGUGUGUGUGUAUGUAUGUGUGUGCGUGUGUGUGUGUGUUUUGAGUGUGUGGAUGUAUUCCUUAUGUACCCCAUGAUGACAAAUCUUUUACUAACCAAUCCCUUCUGUGAGCCGUAGAUGCCGUGAUGUAGUUUUGGAGAGUUUUUUUUUUUUUUUCAGUUUUGUUCUGUAACUAUCUGUACCUCUGUCUGCGUGUGUGUUCUGUAGAUUUCUAGCUUUCUUUUUUUUUUUUUCUUUCAUAUUUCCAGAUAAUAAGUUUUAACUGAAGUUGAAACUUUAAACUUCAACUCUUUUAGUUUAAAACCUUAACUGUGAUGAAAAUGAGGACACCAUGGAUGGUGCAAAGCUGUCUAACCAGUGAUACAUGGAUCCUUUUAGCAGGCUGCCUGAUACUGAAGUGUUUUACCCCUGUGUGAUCCAGAUCCCACUUCUGUCUCCACCGCUUCAGUGUGGCAGAUCUGUAGUUUCUGGCUCACAGAGGGUUAAAUAAACACACAGGUGUCAUGUUCCUUUGGAAGUCCAGUCUAAAAAUAGCUUGUUUUUGUUUUUUCGCAAGCAUGGCUGGAUUAACCCACUAGGAGGCCUCGGGGCACAAAAUGAGCAGUGAGCCCCCUUUAACCCCCCUGAUUGUGGUAAUGCUGUUAAACACAAAUUCAUUAAGGAACAUGCACCAUGUCAUUUUGACACAGGUAGAUAAGAUGGCGAAUAAUCCACAACCUGCCUAAUUUGAUAAAUGUGCAUACUCAAAUCAACACGUAAUGAAUCAGGGGCUUUUGGGAUCUGGUUUGGUGAUCCGGCCUCGGUCAUGAGGCUUCAUCAAUGUCAAAACUUCACUGCCUCAUUCUCUCUGCUCAAAAACUUAAUAGCUGUGUGUUUUUAUUUUCUUUCUUCGAGGGAAUUUGUUGUUUCCUCUUCUUUUGUGACAUCAACAUUUGUCUUGUGUUUUUUAAAAAUGAUUGAUCCAUGAUAGCAGGGCGUCUGCAGGCCCAAACCACCACAGCAACAUCUUAACACCUCAUUCCACUGCAGAACUGCCGAGUGAGCAUUUUAUAUCUUAAUUAGAAGGUGAUGGCCACAUUCCCUGUUGUUAAGUGUGCAUCACCUUGUACUGGAUGAGAGAUAUUGGUGACACUAAUACAGCUUUGGGAAAUUGGGUAGACACCCUGAAUAACACAUUUCUGAUGUGAUACUGACAGUAAACAAUAUGUAGAUGAUAUGUAGGAAUUGAUUGCGGAACAACACUACUGUUUGUGGUAGGAGUGGAAGAUUAGGAAAAAACAUUAAAAAAAAAAAAUGUUUGAUUUUGAAGUCUCAGUCCCACUUUGUGUCUCUAGUCCUCACAUACUGUAACUACUAGUCUGUUUUUUAGGGAUGCAACACAUUCCAGUGGUGUGCAGUAGCUGUUUUUGUAGGAUGUCUUUUUUUUCCCUCUGUAACACUAGCUGGGUCUUUUCUACUUUCUAACACUUUGUAAGUCAUUGUGAACUGUAAAACCUUUUUAACAUUGAAGAUUACAAUCUUUACCGAGAGAGCUUCUAGAUUUUUAAAAUGAACAUUUUUAAAAAGGACUUGGAGAAAUAAAAAAAUCUGAAAAUGCUUUAAAAGCUUUUUUACAAAGCCAUAAGCUGCUUGUGACAGGCAAGUUUAGGGAGCUGUGCUACUUCAGGACAAACUUUAUUCUCUUAAGAAUACAAAAACCACAAGCAAUAAAAUAAAACGGCAAAGCAGCCACACUGCAGCAGCCUGAUGAAACCGAUGUUUGUUUUUUCAUUACUAAUCUUUGAUCAGAAGUCAUGUACAUGCUGUAAAAGGUUGUGAUGCGUGGGCAAAGGAGGUGGCGGUUAUUAACUUACAGUAUCUGCUGAAACACUACAAUAGCUGUUCAGCAGCCUGAACUCCAGUCAGUUAUGGAGAAAUAUUGCUGUUGGCUAAAAACUGCCCGUCCCUUUGCCUCACAGUGUCGUCUGUCAAUCAUAACCUUCAGUCUGCAGCUGUCCUGUAGACGCUGAAAAUGGUGAUUAAAUUAUUGUGAAGUAAUGAUGAUAAUAAUGGAUUGUGUGAAGGAGAGUUGAAGUGUCACAGUUUUCUGUAAAUGAUCUGUUCUGGGAGCAGCAAUAAAAGGUUUGGGACAACA
Messenger RNA from Thunnus maccoyii (southern bluefin tuna), 4748 nucleotides. It is a transcript of the gene asph, whose product is annotated as aspartate beta-hydroxylase. Gene Ontology annotation, biological process: peptidyl-aspartic acid hydroxylation. The coding region runs from base 67 to 1620 and encodes 517 amino acids. The record is from RefSeq and is a predicted model, not a curated record. Lineage: Eukaryota; Metazoa; Chordata; Actinopteri; Scombriformes; Scombridae. Gene Ontology annotation, molecular function: peptidyl-aspartic acid 3-dioxygenase activity. The transcript has 12 exons. Gene Ontology annotation, cellular component: membrane; endoplasmic reticulum.